Terrapene triunguis (Three-toed box turtle) is the source of this 2759-nucleotide messenger RNA. It is a transcript of the gene MPPE1, whose product is annotated as metallophosphoesterase 1. Bases 494 to 1699 code for a protein of 401 amino acids. The transcript has 10 exons. The record is from RefSeq and is a predicted model, not a curated record. Lineage: Eukaryota; Metazoa; Chordata; Testudines; Emydidae. Gene Ontology annotation, molecular function: phosphoric diester hydrolase activity. Gene Ontology annotation, biological process: endoplasmic reticulum to Golgi vesicle-mediated transport; GPI anchor biosynthetic process. Gene Ontology annotation, cellular component: endoplasmic reticulum-Golgi intermediate compartment.
GUAACCCAGAAAUGUGUGCACAGAGCAGACACCUGCGGUGGCCCUAAAAUCUGCAGCACAGCUCCUAGAAUAGCAACAGCCAGGAGCAGAAACACUGGAGCAAGGGGCAUUGCAGAGAGGAUUCACCACCCCGUCUGUUGGGGGUAUUGUUUUCUACUAUUGCUGGUGUCCUUUCAGUGGCAGUUCCACCAGGAAGAUAAUUUUCGUGCACCUGGCUUUUGGUUGUAUUUUCUUGGAUUAUCGUUUGACUGAGGACUCGGCUCUUUCAUCCCCUCUCCCCCGUAGCUCUUUGGGUGCAGAUGCACUAGAGAAAGUUGAUUUGUAAAAAGUCUUUUAAUGAAGAGAGAGGCUCCCGGAGAGCGGUAGAACAAUGGUUAUGAAACUGGAUUCUGUACGAAUGUGGAGACCAUAUGAACCUCUGAUUGGACCCCACCAUUUCCUGUUGUAUGAAGGAAGGUGCUUUGCCCCUGGGGAACAACUUCUGUAGGCUGACAUGGCAAUGAUGAGAUCCGACUUGGGCAUUAUGAAGAUCCUUCGCUUGAAGAAGAGAGGCUGUUUUCUGCUGAAGCUUUUGUGUCUGGUUGUCUUGGCGUUAAUCUUUUGUGAAUUCUUAGUUUAUUAUGUGGUGAUAUUUCAGUGUCAUUGGCCAGAAGUUAAAAUAGAAGCUCACAGGAGCAGCAAACAGUCUUCGGCUUCUGUCUUGAAGGCCAUGUUUUUAUCUGAUACCCACCUGCUUGGUGAAAUCAAAGGGCAUUGGCUAGACAAAUUAAGAAGGGAAUGGCAAAUGGAGAGAGCCUUCCAAACUGCCUUGUCAUUACUGGAGCCAGAUAUUGUUUUCAUCCUAGGAGACGUCUUUGAUGAAGGAAAGUGGAGCUCCUCCCAGGCUUGGGCAGAUGAUGUCAGGCGGUUUCAGAAAAUGUUCCGACAUCCAGUUCGCACUGAGCUAAUGGUUGUUGUUGGCAACCAUGACAUUGGCUUUCACUACGAAAUGACCACUUACAAGUUAAAACGGUUUGCAAAAGUUUUCAACUUCACCUCAGGAAAGCUAAUAACCCGGAAGGGGGUAAAUUUUGUCAUGGUGAACAGUGUUGCCCUGGAAGGUGAUGGGUGCACUGUCUGCAGCAGGGCAGAGGCAAAGCUCAUGAAGCUUUCUCAUAAACUGAAUUGCUCCCAACAGCAGGAACAGAAUCAUUCCAACAAAAGGUGCAGUGGUGUGGAACAGCUUCCAGCUUCAGAACCAAUCCUUUUACAGCAUUACCCUCUUUACAGAAGAAGUGACGCUGAAUGUACUGGAGAAGAUUCUGCUCUUCCAGAGGAAAAGAACAUCCCAUUUAAAGAAAAGUAUGAUGUACUUUCUAGAGAGGCUUCACAAAAGCUGUUAUGGUGGUUUCAUCCCCGUUUGAUUCUGAGUGGCCAUACCCACAGUGCAUGUGAAGUGUUGCAUAAUGGGAAGAUUCCAGAAAUCAGUGUCCCAUCAUUUAGUUGGAGGAACAGAAACAACCCUAGUUUCAUCAUGGGCAGCAUAACACCAACCGACUUCUCCCUCUACAAGUGUUUCCUUCCACUUGAGAGCAGAGUUGUUACUAUAUACUGUAUAGCAGGGGCUCUACUCGGGGUACUGAUACUAGCUCAUCUUCAACUUCUCAAUCCACCUUUUUAUUUUGCUCAGCACUUAAUCAGGAAGCAUAAAGCAGUAUGAAGAGCCAGACAGCUGCAUUCAGUCACUGAAAUACCAAAGCUGAGAACAGUCAAACAUCAGACUAUAUUCAUGCCAGCAAAUGACCUAAUUGGAUUGUUAAUCCGAAGGCAGGUCGCAUUUACACAUACCAUAGAAAUCCUACACAGUUGAUAUGACUACUACAGGAUAAAUAAUUAACUGAAAUGAACUGUUUUCAUGCUGUACAAAAAUACAGUAUUCUACAAUCAAAUGAGUCCAUUUCCUUGCUAUAAUUUUUGUAUCAAAUAUGUAUACUAAAAGUUUGUAACUGUACAUUAUGUAAAUCCUACAGCCUCUGCACUAGAAUGUCCUACCUGGGAGGAGGCAUAGUCUUUCAAGCUGGAACCAUCACUGUAUGUUUUAUUGCUACAUGCCCUUCUAAUGUGAUACUUCUGUUUCUUAAUGUCAGCAGGAGAUAGAUACAUCAGUGGAUUUCCUUAGCAUUCCUAAGCUGUCACACACAAAAAACUGUUGUUUGGGAGAAAUCCCUGCUGCGUUAGUAGUUGUAGAUUGUAAUCCCCUGUCUGCCAGACCAUCUUUCCACCCCUCCAGGGUCUACUUGCCAAAACACUUCAGCCCUUCCAAAAAUUUGGGUGGAACCUCUCACGCUGCUCUUUUUAAUAAAAUGUGCUAUGAUAAUCUUAAACUACAGGGCCCUAUUGCACCCUAUAGGUCAAUGUGGAGAGGUUUUCCCCAACAAAGGAGGUCAGAUACUGCUGCAGUAACAUUUUCCCAUAGUUUCAUGGUGGAGGACCAGGUGCACAUUAUGCCCCUGUAGGAUUCCAAAAGAAUGUUAACAAAACUUGGUUAUAUUAAUGCAGAGCCAGCUUUGGGCUGUAAUGUCAACUUUAAUGGAGUUUUGGGGAUUGCUUUGUAGGGGAAAGCUGUAGCAGCAGAGCUCCAUUGGAGCCACAGCAAUCCUCAGAGCUGGCGUAGUUGAGGCUCUCUGCCUCUGGGUCGCUAGAUUGCAAAAAUCUAGAAGCCAGAAUCCCUGCUGCUUUAUGGGGACAGGAUAGACAAAUACAAUUACAAGAAAAACCAU